AUAUCCACUGUGUGUGUCAUAAAGAAUCUCUGUUUGUACAGUGCAAACUUCUGGAUGACCACACCGUGGCUGAUGGAAGGAAAACCAAUUUAACCAAGGGACAACUCAAAAAUAGCAUCAUUACAUGUUGAUUAUGCACCCUCAGGCAUAAAGAGAAAACAUUUUCGAAUACUGGAACUGAUAGGUGUGAAUCGGUUUACUCUCCUUUGGUGGUGUUUACUGUAGGUUUUGGUGGGUUUGUUGAUUCUCCGGUUUGUUGUUCCGAGUGGGAAGUGCCCUGAGCAGGCAGGAGAUUCCUGAAGCGUUAGUUGGCCCAGACUACUGACUGACUAAAUGUGUCUGGGUCUAUUUAGGAGCAAAAGAGGGUUUGGGGAGACCUUAAGUGUCCUGAAGCAUUGCAGAAAUAAUUAAUUAAAUAUUUUUAUUUAUAAUAAAUUACACUAAUCUAUGUAUUUAGUGGUUUUCUUUUUCUUUUUUGAAUCUAAGUUUGAAAAUGGUUUAAAAUGAAAUAAAACAGUUGUUCGUCUAAAAAUAGACUAUCAUAUCCACCAAAAAAAUUCAAUGGAAAAAAGCGAACAAGUGACGCAAGUGAGGCAUGCGAGUCUCUGAUAUGAGAGACAGAGAGGAUUGCAAAGACACAAGGACCUUCUGUCUUACUCCAGUUUUGUCUUUCAACAGACACUUGUCCUUGUCUUUGCUCUGCUUAUAGCCUAAAAUCCUGUACAAAAUUUUGGUUCAAAUCCAAGAAAAUUUGACUUUUCCAGCUACAUUCCUUGUUAGUACAAAAUACUGAUUUAAAAAAAAUAAUUAUUAUUAAACCUUUCAUAAUAUAGGCCCAGAUGUGACAAUAUGUAACUGUAGAUCAAGUGUCAGGGUUACAUUAUUUUUUCUAUUUCUUCACAAAUAAAAAAAAAAAAAAGCAUUAUCAUUUUUCAUAAUUAUAUUAGGAGUCAUGGUCUCCAGGCAUCUGCAAUGAAGCUGAGCAUUGAAUCGUGAUGAGAGAUGAAGCUUCAGCAUCUCCAACCUUUUAUUACAUCAAGAAAGACAGAGAGAGGAGGGAGCAAGAGGAAGACAACGUAUAAAGUACACAUCUAGGCCUAUUCAGCUGACACUCAUAAACAGGGCCUACGAGACACACACACACACACAUAGACGUUACUCCUCUUUUAUCUUUAUGACAUUUCAUUAAAGCAGAAAGGUCAGAUACAAACAGGUUUCAGAUGAGUUCCUCACCUUCAAAGCUCCUCCCACAAUUCAUCCAGUAACACACACACACACACACACUUUCCAUGUCACCUCAAAAGACACCAAGCAAACCAGUGAACAUUCAACACACAGCAUUAAAUGCUCAGAUGUUUUUAGGGAUUUCUUCAUUCUACUCCACAGCCCCAAGUUUCCUCUAGAUUACACAGAGUUAAGUGUUUUGUUGUACUGUUUACUAAAGGAGGAUUCUCGUGCUUGUCCCUCCACCGAGUCACAUUACACAGUCUGAAUAGAUGCUAAAGUGGUCUAGACUCGCUCAGCAAAGGACAGAGAAGGCCUGGAUUAUUUACCCACCCAUGUAAGGAUUACAGACCAUCUUAACCUUUCCAUUAGCACUGGGCCAUCUCAGACAGACAGGCUACCUGCACCUGAGCUCAAAUUCACUCCACCAGAAACCUGAUCUGAUAGAACCAAAGUGGCUGAGCCGAGCAGAGCUGAAGAUCACGGUUUCCUCUCUUUUCCUCCUCAUGCUCUCUUUCUUGAUCGCUCACUCUCUUAUUCUCUCCAAUGCCAUUUUGACCCCAAGAUAGAUUCAGAAAUACAAAACAACAGCUACAAAUAUGCAUCACAAUCGUACAUGUGUCAUAUGGAUGAAGGUAACAGAAAUGCAGACGUACUUUACAGAAACCUUUUUCUGCCUUAAAUCCAAAUAUCCAAAAACUUUAACCACCUCCACGUUUUUAGAAGAUCCGAGCACGUGCCAAAAUUGACAUUCACAUUUUUUCAGAAGCAAUGUCUCCCCCUGCUGGAUAUUUUGCUAAAUGCAGAGUGUGAUGUUAGAGAGAUGUACUGAAAGAAAAAUUUUAUUUGUUACGUUUUUUUGUGUGCUCUUUAGUGUUCUGAAAGUUCUUUAAAAAACAGAUUCUGUGAUUCAUACUACAUAGGGGAUAUUUUUAGAUGCAAGUCAGAUACAGGUAAAAUGAGGACAGAAAGACAUCUAAAAGUUAAUGUUCAUGUUUCUUGUGGCAGAUACUGUAUCCCUACACAUUAAUUCAUCUACACAAGUUUGGACUUUUCUCUAUAGGGUGAACUCAGAUUCACUAAUAACCAUCAUCUUCUUCUGGCCUCACACUUACUUAUCAAGACACCAGCUAAUUUUCACAGUGAUGUUUCCCUGACGGAUAAAUUUGACAUGAGAUCGGCCUUAGUGACGUCAGUCCAUCUAUUCUGGUUGUCAUGGUUACACAGAAAGCCAUCAAUUAAGAAGCGGAACAUGUCUCUCACGCUGUAUAAUCUUCCCUGGAGCUAAUAUGUAAGAGAGAAGGGGAGGUAAAUGUGGAUCAAAGUUACAAAAGGUAAUUAUUAUUUUCAGUUCUCGAGUGAAAAUGUAGCUCUUUAAAUCAGUGGUAAAACUGGCUUUUGAAUAUGAAGUCGGCUGUAUCAUGUACAAUAAAACUUGAAGGAACAAAAUGCUACUUGAUAUCAUAUUUGCAUCCACCUUGUCUGUGUUUUCUUUAUGACGGAAUCCCUUAAGGUUCUUUUGAUGGAUCUAUACUAUCAGACAAACAGACCGACAGACAGAUAGACAGACAGACACACACACACACACAGACAGACAGACAGACAGACAGACAGAUAGACACAGACAGAUAGACACAGACAGACAGACACACACACACACACAGACAGACAGACACAGACAAAUAGACAGACAGACAGAUAGACACAGACAGACAGAAAAAGCUUGUUGAUGGAUAGAUAUUCUUGAAGUUUAAAUGUAAAAUAGAAAUGUACAUAGACAACAGGCUACAUAUCUUUUGUCGUAGGAUACUGAUUCUACAGAAAUCGAUCAAGCAGCGUACUGUUGCUAUAGCAACUUCAGGUGAAAACGAUCUUUAGCGUUUACAGUGAUUAACAUGUAAUCUUACUGUAGUGAUUAUUGUAAUGUGCACGGUUUAGCCUACACAUUUAUAUACCUAAACAAAACAUUUUUUUUAAGACGCCUCCAUCCAAACAUUUUUUGUUCCACUUUUACAUAGAUAAACCUAUUCAUGUCACAAGAGCCUAAUGAAUGAUGAGACAUUGUUAAACACUGAUUAUACUCUAUCCGCACGCGUAACUUCCAAGAUAGGAUACUAUUAUACUAUCUGAGACUACACGUUUUCAAUAAGAUCCAGAAACAUCAACAGGUCCAAAACUCUGGGUAUCAAUCUUGAGUCACGCAUUACAUUAUAGCACUAUUGUACUGCAAAGUUAUUUCUAGUUUUGAUUUACGGAGAACCCAAGAUGAAGAACGGAGAGUAGCUACGUGAGGAGGACUCGAGCGCGCACUGGUACUCCCACGCGCCUCUGAUCGUUCAUUCAGCACCACAGCAACUGAACAGCGACCGCGGUGUGCACGCCAACGAAUGGGAUGGGGACGGUUUAUUUUAAAUCCGACAGAUAAGAUCACAUUAUUGCGGUUUAUCCAAUCUCAUCUGGAUGCCUCGUGUUUUAAUAUGCGGACGUCUGUUUACUGAAGGAAUAUUCACUAUAACGGAACGACAAAUGUGAUAUGAUCGAGAGCAUCACUCUGCUGUGUAACAUACUUUUUUCGCGGUUCCUAAUCUGUCGUAAAUCAUGAAAUACUUUGAGAUUGUUUGUUUUUCUGAAAGCGCAAACAUCAAUCGAGAAAAACAGAUUCGCGACCACCUCUUGUCGAGGCGAGCGGUCCGCCACACCUGACUGUUUUUCUGCCUCCGGUUGUGACAUGAAAACUCGGACCAGAAAGAAACGGAUGAAAGGGCGAAGAGCUGCCAAAAGGCCAUGUGGAUUUGAAAGAGAACAUAUCAGAUUGAAGUGGGAGCCCAGAACAACCCACAAGUCCGAUCGCGACUGACAAUCACAGGCAUGGGGACAGCAGAGAUCAAGAGACGGUCGGAGGUCUUGCAACCUGUUGUUGAUCUGGAUUAACGAGACAGAGAUCUGAUGUUCAUUAUAUCUAAAUGGCAAUGACUUGGGGGAAAACACCUGCUUUUGAUUGAUUUAUGUCUUGUUUUUUUGUGUGUGUGUGUGUGUGUGUGUGUGUGUGUUUCUUAAUACAAAUACAUUUGAGGAGUAGCUAAUUACAUUGGGCGCCUGGACUGGACAUGAGCUUAGAUUGAAACGUUUCUUCGGUAAUUUAAAUGUAUGUGUAUAAUUAUAUUUAUUUAUAUUAAUUAAAUUAAUAUCAAGCCAUGGGUUGCCUUCAGAGCGUCGCCUGCAAACCCCGAAUUAAACGCGAGAACAUCGUUGUUUACGACGUCUCUGCUACUAUUGACCACUGCCCGACAGUGAUCGAGGAGAAUUCACCCAUAGUGCUCCGCUAUAAAACUCCGUACUUCAAGGCCUCCGCCCGGAUAGUGAUGCCACCGAUCCAUCGGAACGAGGCUUGGGUGGUGGGUUGGAUUCAAGCGUGCACUCAAAUGGAAUUCUACAACACUUAUGGAGACCUCGGCAUGUCAAGCUGGGAGCUGCCAGAGUUACGGGAAGGACUGGUGAAGGCCAUCAGCGACUCGGACGGCGUGAGUUACCCAUGGUACGGAAACACGACAGAAACUGUGACCCUCUCCGGCCCCACCUCCAAACCUUCAUGCUUCACUGUCAGCAUGAAUGAUAACUUCUACCCCAGCGUAACAUGGGCCAUACCAGUGAGCGAGAGCAACGUGGCUUUGCUCACGCGGAUCAAACGCGACCAGAGCUUCACCACUUGGCUGGUGGCUUUAAAUAUGGCCACACAGGAAAAGAUCCUCCUGCAGACAGUUAAGUGGAGGAUGAAAGUAGACAUCGCUGUGGACCCCUCCAAGCCACUGGGCUCUCGAGCAAGACUCACCGGCCGGGUGCACCAGGACCAGCCCAAGGUGUUGACUCAUAUGGAACCGAUCCCCCCUAAUGCUCUGGGUAAACCCAAUGCUAAUGACGCACAAGUGCUAAUGUGGAGGCCCAAGCAAGGACCACCAUUAGUGGUGAUCCCCUCUAAGUAGCAGGCUGUGGGAAGCAGGUUUUUAAAUCAAGUCAAUUUGCCUUAAAUCCACACUGCUGCCUUUAUAGAGAUACUUGGUUCUUGACUGGCCCUGGAGACACUUAAAGGGACAAUUCA
Carassius gibelio (silver crucian carp) is the source of this 5320-nucleotide messenger RNA. Its product is annotated as protein FAM78B-like. The transcript has 2 exons. Bases 4419 to 5204 code for a protein of 261 amino acids. NCBI's taxonomy places the organism in Eukaryota, Metazoa, Chordata, Actinopteri, Cypriniformes, Cyprinidae. The record is from RefSeq and is a predicted model, not a curated record.